Mytilus trossulus (common blue mussel) is the source of this 3218-nucleotide messenger RNA. RefSeq names its product ras-related protein Ral-B-like. NCBI's taxonomy places the organism in Eukaryota, Metazoa, Mollusca, Bivalvia, Mytilida, Mytilidae. The record is from RefSeq and is a predicted model, not a curated record. Bases 311 to 1366 code for a protein of 351 amino acids. The transcript has 4 exons. Gene Ontology annotation, molecular function: GTP binding; GTPase activity; calcium channel regulator activity. Gene Ontology annotation, cellular component: plasma membrane.
AAUUAUACUAAAUUUCAUCUGCCAUUAUUGCCGUUUUAUCGAGUAAUUUUCUUAAAUGGAAGUGUCCUCUUAAUUCAUCGACAGCAGUAGGUAUGACAUGGCUAAGAGCCACAAAAGGUUGUACAAUUAUCUGUGGUCACGUGGACAGAUCGAACAGUCAAUAGUGUAUAACACGUUAUGUUGGAUGUAGCAAAUCUUUAUAUGGUUUUAAAAACGAUAAUGUGAAAAGAGACAACAAGCUAUUAAUGAUUGGUGACAAGGUGUAGAAAGUAAUUGUGAUUAAUGUCCUCAGGAGUUAAUUUAAGUAGAAAUGGCGGGAGAGGAAACCGGAAGAUACUUGUCUCCUCCCAGUACUGCGGGGGUACACCAUCAUCACAGAUCACGUUCAGUUAAAGGUAGACAAAGUUUUAGAGAGACAGAAGAAAGUUUCGCUUAUGAAAGGAAAAGGAGAAACAGCAUGCCGUCGGUCAAUAAAAUACAACUGUCAUCGUCGUAUACAGAUUUAGCAAAGGAAAAAGACAAGGAUUACGAUGAAAACUUACGUCGGGUCCGCUCAUUUAAAACAACUUCAAAGGGUGCUUUAGUGAAUAGAGGGGAUAGUUUUAAGAGAAAAACACAGAAAGAAAAACUUUUGACACUUGCUAAUCAGUCACGAGAGGAUAAUCUUAAUAAUGCUGGUAACAAUAAUCAACAAGUUACUGUAACGCUUAAAAGUUUUAACCCAGUAUAUCGUGUAGUGAUGUUAGGUCCAGCUGGAGUAGGCAAAUCUGCAUUGACCGAUCAGUUUAUGACGUCAGAAUAUAUUGGACCCACUGACAAUACAAGUAUUGAUAACGAAGAAGAGAAGAUAAUAACAGUACAACUAGACGGAGAAGAAUCGACCUUGAGUUUCAUUGACCCUGAAGAUGACGAGGUUGAUCUUGACGAGACUAAAGUAGAUGCAUAUAUAGUAGUAUUUUCGUCAAAUGACCGGAAUUCUUUCGAUGUAGCUGUAGAAACACUUCACCAGUUACGAGAGGAGUUAGCUACAGAUAAAGCAAUUAUACUUGUUGCCAAUAAAAUAGACUUAGCACGGAAACGCAAAAUUGAUAUAGAAGAGGCCAGAUCAACAGCAUUGAAGUACGACUGUAAAUACGCCGAGACAUCAGCAGCAUUAAAUCACCAUGUGGACGAACUGUUAGUCGGGAUUCUAAGCCAAAUAAGAUUGAAACAAAACCCGGAACUGGUACAGGAAAUUCCGGAUACACAUACCAAGAAACAUAAAGAAAGAAAAGGUUCAUUUAAAGUUGCAAAAGGACUUUUAAACAAAUUGUUUCGUAAAAGUAGCAAGAGAGAUAAAUCUUGUGAAAAUUUGUAUGAAUUGUAAUUGAACUCCAUGCUCAAACUGUAACAAUCAACUACAUAUUGUUUCAAGUGUUUGGCUGAGGAAAUAUUAAACCCUAUACCUUAAUCCAAAUUUUCAUAAUUAAAAGAAAAACUUUGUGUAACGAAAUAACAUAGAAAUUAUCCAUACGCUGUUUUAAUUAAGUUUGCUUAAAAUUAAUAUCAUGACUAUAACUCGGUUUUUUUUUUAUAGUUAGAACAAGCAGAAAUGAUCAAAUAGACAAAAAAGACAGCUAUGUAUAUUUUGUUUGUGUCAAAUUAUGAUUUAGUUAGAAAAAAGAAAUGAGUGAAACAUAUACAUUGAUAUAUAUAUACAAAGACCAUAACGAAUUGUUCAUGAUAUUCACAGUUCGUAAGCAAAUGUUUUUAAAAACUUAAGUGGGUGUGUACAUUGUGUCCCACUUAUCGUAGUGUAUCUACCAGUGAUUGGAUUGAAUCAUAGACAAAACGUGCUUCUGACGUACACUUUUUUAAUCUUUGUUUCUUUGGUGAGUUUAUUUAUAUGUAACGGCAAAUCAAUAUAAUAACACAAAUUUGCCUUAUGAAGUACACAUAUGUAGUGUGUAAGCUAUUAGUCCAAGCAUAUACAUGUUUUUAUUGAAUGAAAAAAAAUUAUAAUGUAAUGUCUACAUGCGCAAAGACUUUAUCAAAAUGUGUGCGACUUUAAUAUAUAUUUUCAUUUGAAAAUGCAUUGUCACAUAUAUUUCUGAAAUUGUAGCCAAUACCAUACACCUGCUUUUGUGCGCUGAACUUCUUAAUCGAUGAGUUAUAUAAGAACAAACCGUACAAUUCAUUAGAAAAUAUGUCAAUUGAUCAGGAUGGCACAAAGCCGCCCGCUACCACCGAAAAAUAAACCGCAAACUCAAAUUUGCAUCAGUGCAUGUCCAACGGAUUUAGUGUAAAAACGUCAUAAAACAGUCUGAUCUGGGUGGUUUUUUUUACAGAGACAGGUAUUGGCAAUUUGCAAAUAAGGUGAAACAGAUAAAACAGAUAAAAAAUAUUUUAUUCUGAAAAAUUCACUGCUCACGACGUCAUGGUUUCUCAAAAUGUAAUUUAGGAGUUCGACGAGUGUUACACAUCUGGUACCGUUAGAUACAUAUUGGAAUUGUUCAUAAAAAAAUCCAAUAUCAAGACUUAACAGUAAAUUCAAAAGCUAUUAUUUAAAAAUUAACUUAUGCAAAAAACAAUCUGGCAAAAUAUAAAAACUACACAUACGUCAGUAUUACUUGUAUUUGAGUGAUUGCGAUACUUUUCAUACAAACGUAACAUAAACAUAUAAUUCUACCAAAUAACUAUUUAUGUAGAACUACUUAUGAAAAAUCUGAAUAAACUGCUUGUAUUUCACUUCUAUUUAUUUUAAGGGCCUACUAGUUCAAUAGGACUGUUUAUUUUUUACUUGAUAUUCUAUGUAAAUAUGGUACUGAUGAUUUUAUGUUACAAAUGAAAAGGUAUAAUGGCAGUGUCUUACUCCUUGAUUUCGAAAAUAAAAAAAAAUAAUAUAAAUCAACCAAAAAAAAACCAACUUUCAGAUGUUUAGAAGACAUUAAUCUAUAGUUUGACUGUUAGUUUGAAUGUCAAUUUGAUAUCUUUUGAAUCUCUUUUAAUAUUUUUGCAAUUAAAGGGGGCAAAUAAUGUCUCAUAUACCUCCUCCCUUUUCAAAGCAAUAGAGUUCAGCGGUUGUUUAGAUGUGUUCUUUUUGCAUUGCCUUUGUAAUAUAUUUUGUAAGUGCAUUGUAAAAUAUAGUUUUCUUGUGUACUAUUUGUAAAAUGGAGUUAAGGUUAUGGAUGUAAAGACAAUUAGCAUAUACUAGAAUGAGAUAAAAUAUGAAAACCCCA